AAAACAAACAAUUGCGGAGUUUUUGAUCCGAGGCGGCCGAGGAAAAGCUGAAGUGAAGUAACCGCUGGGCUGGGCGUGCAGGGAGUCCUUUUUGGAUGAUUAUUGAAAAGAAUGCCGUUUCUUCAUGGCUUCCGUAGAAUCAUCUUCGAAUAUCAGCCUUUAGUAGACGCUAUCUUGGGGUCUCUGGGAUUACAAGAUCCCGAACAUCAGGAGUUGCCAGAGAGCUCCAGGUCUGCGGCUGAAGACCAGAGCAAAUUUCUGGUUCUCCAGAAGCUGUUGGAAAGCGAGUCCCAGUCGGCUUUUUACCAAGAAGGCGUGAGCUACACCUUGUUGAAGGUCUCUGAGCUUGGGCUGGUCCAGGCGGCUGAAGUCCUUUUGCACAAUGGGGCAGAUAUCACCUUUGAAGAUCCGGUCACUUACUACACAGCCUUGCACAUCGCGGUGCUGCGGAACCAGCCUGACAUGGUGGAGCUGCUGGUGCAACGCGGCGCAGACAUCAACCGCCGAGACCGGAUUCAUGAAAGUAGUCCUCUGGAUCUAGCCAGUGAAGAGCUGGAACGCUUACCUUGUCUGCGGCGUCUCCUAGAACUCGGGGCCGAUAUCAACGCUGCUGACAAACAUGGAAAGACAGCUUUGCUGCACGCGCUGGCCAGCAGCGACGGGGUCCAAAUCCACAACAUAGAAAACAUCCGGCUUUUGUUGGAAGGAGGCGCAGACGUCAAGGCCGCCACCAAAGAUGGGGACACGGUGUUCACCUUCAUCAUCUUCCUGCUGGGCGAGACGGUGGGCAGCGACGCCGAAGAGGCCAAGCUGAUCAACCGCUUCUGCUUCCAGGCCACACGGCUGCUGAUGGCCCACGGGGCCGACCCCAGCGAGUGCCCGCCUUACGAGUCCCUCACCCACCUCUGCCUCAAGAGCUUCCGGCUGCAUUUCCCGCUGCUGCGCUUCCUGCUGGAGUCGGGGGCCUCGCCCAACUGCUCCCUCCACGGACCCGCCUGCUGGUCCGGCUUCGACACCAUCUUUGAGCGCCUCUCUUCCCACCUCAGCGAGUCGGAGGACGACAGCUUCUCCUUAGACUUGCUGCAGAAAGCCGAGACUGCCCUGGAGCUGAUGAUGGCCAGCGGCCCGGUGGUCAAGCUGCCCAGCAACUUCCAGAUCGAUCUGAGCCACUGCCGGUACCACCAAGAGAAGAUUCAGGCGCUUUUUGGGAAGCUGAAACAGCUGGAGAACAGCCCGCCUACCUUGAAGCACCUCUGCCGAGUCUACCUGCGGCAGUAUCUCCAACCUUGGCCCGUGGAUGUCAAGGUGAAGGCCCUCCCUCUCCCCAACUGCUUGAAGAGGUACCUCCUUAUAGAUCCGAGCGCCUCUCUGGAGCAGGUGUGACCUCCCCAGAUGAGAAUGGACCUCCGACGUUUGCCAUCCCGGAUCUCGCCAUGCUGCGCAGCCAGUGCAUGAACUGCCAGAUCUCCGUUCAGUGUCCAACAGCCGGUUACGUGGUGUCUGUGGCAGCCCGCUUGAGUGGUGGCUACAUGGGAAUGGAUUGGACUGGGGGGAGGUGGAAUCUGCAAUGGAAUCGCAUCCUGAUGGCAGCUAAGCUGGUGGAAAAGCCCUUUGUGGAGUUGUGUGCCAGCCGAGGAAGGAUUUGCCCCUCUGUGCCAAAGGAUUGUGAGGUUGUGUAGGCUUAUGCUGGAGCUGUAUUGAACAUCCAGGGUUGGGACAGGAAUGCCGACAGCUGAUUAAAAGGAUGCCUC
Messenger RNA from Protobothrops mucrosquamatus (brown spotted pit viper), 1751 nucleotides. RefSeq names its product ankyrin repeat and SOCS box containing 6 (gene ASB6). Gene Ontology annotation, molecular function: protein binding. The coding region runs from base 112 to 1383 and encodes 423 amino acids. Gene Ontology annotation, biological process: protein ubiquitination; intracellular signal transduction. The record is from RefSeq and is a predicted model, not a curated record. NCBI's taxonomy places the organism in Eukaryota, Metazoa, Chordata, Lepidosauria, Squamata, Viperidae. Gene Ontology annotation, cellular component: BRCA1-BARD1 complex. The transcript is spliced from 6 exons.